AUGUCUUCAACAUCAACAUUAGCAUCGACACAACAAGCUGAAAUUGAAGAAACAAUAAAACGAAUACAAACUCAUAAAGGUGUUCAAGGUUUUAUUUUAACGAGUAAUGAUGGUAGUUUUGUUCGUUCAACAAUUGAUAAUUCAACAACAAUGUCAUUGACAAGUCUUAUUCGAACACUUUCUGAUAAAGCAAAAAGUUGUGUUAGAGAUUUAGAUCCACAAAAUGAUUUAACAUUUUUACGUAUUCGUACAAAAAAACAAGAAAUUCUUGUUGCACCUGAUAAAGAUUACCUGACAAUUGUUUUACAAGCGAAUGAACAAGCAUAA
Messenger RNA from Rotaria sp. Silwood1, 327 nucleotides. The record is from the annotation of a GenBank genome assembly. Lineage: Eukaryota; Metazoa; Rotifera; Eurotatoria; Philodinida; Philodinidae.